AUGAAGCCCUCCCUCUUUUCAUUCCUCGCUAGCCUUGUGUAUCUUGCUCUGUCACAGUCCAUAUUCCCUGCCAAAGUAGACUUUGGUUUCGACGACCCAUUCAUAAUCAUGGCUGCUACUACCUGCGGGAGCAUACUAUCCCCUACGUUCCCCGAGUCAGGCGAUAUCCCGGCUUUCCCGCGUCUCGGCGCUACGGCGUUCAUAACUAGCUCGGACACAUCAGCUUGUGGCACCUGCUGGAGACUCUCACAGGAAGGACGCGAUGAACCACAUACAUUUGUGUUCAUGAUCAAUCCUGCGGCAGAGGGCUUUCUUAUCUCCGGGACAGCCUUUGAUGACCUGACUGGUGGAGAUGACGAUCCUAUUUACGUUGAGGCUACUCAGGUGGAUAACACAUUUUGUAACGUUUUGCCAGGGAAGAAUUAA
This is a messenger RNA of Fomitiporia mediterranea MF3/22, 426 nucleotides long. RefSeq lists its product as uncharacterized. The record is from RefSeq and is a predicted model, not a curated record. The coding region runs from base 1 to 426 and encodes 141 amino acids. Lineage: Eukaryota; Fungi; Basidiomycota; Agaricomycetes; Hymenochaetales; Hymenochaetaceae. The transcript has a single exon.